Pseudophryne corroboree (corroboree frog) is the source of this 618-nucleotide messenger RNA. RefSeq names its product phospholipase A2 inhibitor and Ly6/PLAUR domain-containing protein-like. NCBI's taxonomy places the organism in Eukaryota, Metazoa, Chordata, Amphibia, Anura, Myobatrachidae. The transcript is spliced from 5 exons. The coding region runs from base 1 to 618 and encodes 205 amino acids. The record is from RefSeq and is a predicted model, not a curated record.
AUGUUGCGAUUAGAACACAAGAAGGACUUUGACAAAUCAACUGGCAUUUACCCAUACAAAAGUAACUGCAUAAAGUGUGUGGAGUGCUCCAAGAACAAGGGCCUGGACUGUGUGGGUGGUUUGGUGACCUGCGGAACCUGUAUGACAACACUCACAAAGGAAGACUAUGGAGGUGGAAACAUAUGGUACUCCGUGAAGAAAACAUGCAAUUUAUCCCCAGCUGUGUGUAACUAUACAUACAGUUUAUCUUCAGAGAACUUUACUACAACCUACACGUCUUCCUGCUGUGGCACCGACCUCUGCAACAAUAAGACUGUCCAGGUUACUCCUCGGAACCCCACAGAAAAUGGCAUUAAGUGUCCAUCAUGCCAGCUGGCAAGUGCAGAGGGAUGUGUGGCUAAUAGCACCGUAAGAUGCACUGGCUCUGAGACCAAAUGUCUAAUAUUUAAAGGAAAAUACACUCUGCAAGGAACCUGUCAGGAAAGCGCGUUCCAGGGCUGUGCGACCGAGAAUGUGUGUGAGCACGCUGGCUUUAUACAGGAGCACCCCGGCUCACUGAUAUGUGGGAAUAGCACAGUGCAGUGCACGGACAGCCACAGCACUUCUCCGAAGCCGUAA